Molecule: messenger RNA, 2555 nt
Organism: Pseudo-nitzschia multistriata
Lineage: Eukaryota; Bacillariophyta; Bacillariophyceae; Bacillariales; Bacillariaceae
Source: the annotation of a GenBank genome assembly
CCAUCAAGAAGGCUUCACCUGGACUCUCCAGCGGUUUACUUCUUUUGAUGGUAUAUUGCUCUUUGUUGAAUUAAAAUUACAACGUUCCCAAUUGGAUUGUCCGCUCCGGAGUUUGUCUUGCCCCACACUUACUGCCGUUGCUUUUUCGUUAGAUAAAGGAAACACGGUGCCUUGUAGAAAGAAUGAAAGUCGAAACUCCGCAAAUCCUGUGGAACAACGAGGCCGACAAAGGCAUCAAUGCGCCUCUGCUAUCGAUUGAUAUACUCGAAAGUGGGCUUGCGACCCCUAACCAGAGUAACUGUGCGCAAAGCCAGUCACAGACCAAGAGCGAAAACAGAAGCAAAUACUCUCACGUGCUCGUAACCGCCGGAAAUGCCGCCAGCAUAAACCUGUGGAAGAUCUGUUUCGGGUCGCAUCGACACAAGGCGCAACAGUCGACCGAUCUGGAGAAAGACGACGCCAGCGUUGGUCUUUCGGAAUGCAACAGUAGUAUCUUUCAGAAGCAGACCAGACCACUGUUCAAUAAGAUUGACUACAUGAUGAGCCUGAACAGGCACGAUGCCACUGUAAACUGCGUUGCGUUUUCUCCUGACGGCUUGCACUUGGCUACGGCUGGUGAUUCUGGAAAUAUCAUCAUUUGGUCGGUUCCUGUCAACAAACGUGGGAACAACAACGGCCGUCAUUUCUGGUCCACCGUCACGAAAGAGAACGAUCUGAUAGUCCGCAUUGUUAGCACUCACUGCGAAGGCAUUGUCGAUCUGUCUUGGAGCGCAGACUCGAAACGCUUCACGGUUGGAACGAUCGACUCGUGCGUGUUGAUUUACGAAGACAAGCACUACGGGAUAAAUGCAUGCAGUCCGGACACGCAUCGAAAGGAGAGUGAUUGGCAACCCGUUUUUCGAAACUCAGAUCAACACGGAUCGUUUGUUCAGGGCGUGGCGUAUGAUCCUCUCGAUGUUUAUAUUGCCAGCAUGGGAGGGGAUCGGACGGUCCGAGUCUUUCCUCGAAAGACUCCGCAGAAGUCAAAAAAGAAGGUAUUGAGGCCUGCCAACGCGAGCACCUCCGUCAGAUCGAAUGCGUCUCGGUCUCUAGUCACUCCGCCCCCGCAUCAGCACCAACGUAUGGUCGCUCAGAUUCUCACCGAAGCAAAAAUUGAUAUAGGGAAACCGAAACGCAUCAAGCAACGAUUGGUAAUGGUGGAGGAUAGCACCAAUAAUGGAACUGGAAGCGACAAAAAUCAUAACAACACAAACGAGCAUCAUGUAAAGCAAAUCAAGCACAAACUGUUUGUGGAUGAAUCGAACUGCGAAUCCUUUUUCCGAAGACUGAACUGGACGGUCGAUGGGGCAUUCUUGGUGACACCAGCGGCACUUUGGCAUGAAAAUAAUGAUAUUGAUGCAGGAAAAACAACGCAAACCUCGGCAUCGACCAGUCCGUUGUUCUCUACCUAUAUCUUUGCGCGCCAUCGGUUUGAGGAACCCUAUCGAGUCUUGACCGGGUUGGAUAAACCAUCGGUGGUCGUUCGACCAAAUCCCAUCCUCUUUGAACUGCCACCUUCGGUACUCGAAGAAUCGAAGGAGAAUCAAUAUCCGUUGACUUCAAAGAGUCAAAAUGCUUCCAAGAAUUUGAUGCAUGAACAACUUCCAUCGACCAAUCCUUGCGGCCUUCCCUAUCGCUCUCUGUUUGCUGUUCUCACAUUGGAUAGCAUUCUGAUAUACGACACGCACCAUGCAGCUCCACUAUCGGUCCUUCAAGGAUUACACUAUUCGGGUCUCACGGACUGUUGUUGGUCCUCCGAUGGUAUGAAUCUCAUGGUGUGCAGCUCGGAUGGAUACAUAUCAAUUAUCAACUUUGCACCUGGGGAAUUAGGUAAUGUCUACGUCAAUCAUUCCUGUAGCGACGACGCUGCUUCGACAACAGUUCAGCCACACAGCGUGGAUAAGACAGAAGAGAACGUCGAGACGCCGGCUCCGGUCGAAUUUGAACCGCUUCCGCCGUGCGAUCAAGAUCCCAUGCCAGCGGUGCUCGUUGCUCCCGCUGCGAAAAGGGUGAAGAAAACAAGAAUCACUCCAACUCUUGUCUCUAAUUCGAUCUCAUGUCAUUCGCUGCGCACACAAGAUGAGGCGAUUGAAGCAGCAUCGACCACAAACGUGGCGGCAACAAAACGGGCGAUAUCCGAAACGGAAAUUGUUGGCGAAGCAGUCACAAAACUCUCUCUCGAUAAUAACAACAUUGGCAAAACUAUUAGUACCGAAACUAAGAAUACCGCGGAGGAAGGCAACACAUCGUCUUGUGAGAAGCCAAAAAAGAAAAAAAAGCGAGUUCAACCCCUCUUGAUAUCUAAUAACAUAUGAGAAUGUUAGAAAGCAUCAGCACGAAAAUUCCAGUCCUUGACCCUUCCAAUCAGAAGAUGAAACAUUUCGGAAAGAACUAUCUGCCCGCAAUUAUUCGAAUCGCAAGGCUUCAAUUAUUACAGAAUGGAGUGUAACAUGAAGAAAUAACCAAAUAUUACAUGGACUGCAUUAGUUGUUACGCAAUAUAUUUUCAAUUUCAUG